UCUUCCAUGGUGAAUGCUUAGCCAUGGUCGAUACUGGAGUCUCGAUAGUCGAUAUUCACAGUGUUUGAUUUGCUAACGGAGGACGUUAUUGGUGGCACGGUCGUGUAUUUAUUUGAAAAUUUUAAGAUCUUGACGAAUUUCAAGAUUCAUUCUCUCGGCCUCAUUGAUAAUUCAAGAUGUCCAUUAAUCAAACACUAGGAGAAAAUUACGACGAUGAGAGCUUCAAAGAACGGUUCGUAUUUUUCUACGAUCUACCAAGCUUGCAACAAAUAGCAUCUUACGAAGUUUGCCGAACAAUCUGGUGCAGCAACUUAUCGAAGUUCCAACUUAUCGAAGCGGAAGAUAUUUACGUUAUUCACUGUCGUAUUAUGAUUGGGUUUUCUCUUUUCGGUCAUUACCAGAAGCACUGCAAUGAGCAACUUAUAAAGCAACUGAAUGUUCCUGCCUUAAUCGAAGGUACUCUCGAAAAUUCUAUGACUAAGGUCUGUAAAGAGAUCGAAGAUUGGGUGAUAGAUUUUUUCUAUCACACAUUAAAUCUGGAAGGCCACAGCGGAAUUGAUCUUAUUGAUCCAAAGUGGUGGGUUUGGUCGGUGAAAGGCGAAAUCGACUGUUCAAAGAGCGCAAGGAGGGUUCUACAAGAUGCCAGUUUGACUGAAUGGCAGAAAUUUCUCGUGAUGUGUAAAUAUUGCAUGGUAGACAAGAUAAGUAAAUUCUCAUUGGAUUGCCUUCCGUCCCAAUUUUUUACUAGAAAUUUUCGUGAAAGCAACUUUAUUUGCUUUUAUUGGAUUUGUUUUCUCAGAAAUGAAUUGCAGAGAAUAUCAGUUGAGAAUAAUGAAUCAGUAGACUGGAGCAUUUCUAAACAUUAUGCUGAGUUACACAUGGUUAAAAAUUGUUUCUGGAGUCGUUUAAAUGACGAUGAGCAAGUUACACUUGUUGCUUAUAGGAUUAAUGAGUCUACGUAUAGAGGUAAGAAUAGCACUUUCUUUUUAGAACAAAUUAUUUCUAAAAUGUCACUGUCUCAGCAACAACGUUUGUUGCGUACAACGAGCCACAAAAUGGUUACGUUUUUCGCUCCAUAUCCCGAUUCAUCACCAUGUACUCUUUGGGCAUGGCAGUAUGCUGGAGAUCAAAUGGAUGUAGAACAAUUCGCGAAAUUGGUUGAAGAAUUGUUGAGAACAAAUAGAAUUGGGAAGUCAGCGUCUUUAUUGGAUGAGAUUUGGAAUACUGCGUCUGCUCAUCAGAGAAAUCACGUGAUCCAGUACAAGUCGGACCAGUUCAUGAAUAAUUUUCUUUGUUGUAAUGGCUUGUUAUACUCUGACCGAUUUCUUCAGUUCAUAUCCGAAGACGAAAGAAAAGAAUUGAUUUUUAGAUUAGUGAAGCGAAAUGAUAUUAAGCAACAUUAUGCUGUUGAUUUUUUCAGCAGCUUCCUGAAUGAAUAUUUGCCACGCCCGGUAGACCAAUUGAUGUUCAGAAAAUUGGUCAUUGAUUCUCCGGCGUUUGUAAAACAUUUACAAUACUUAUUGAAAUAUGAAGCAUAUAAAAAGAUCGAUGAAACAUUGAAAUUUUACUUUUCUCACGAUGCACCUGCUGCUGAAAUAUUCAAACGAGAGUUUCUCGAAGUGAAAUUGAAAACUAUGUAUUUUCCGUUUGACUUCAAGUUAAUUACAAGUAUCGAUAAAUGGAAUGGAUUGAGCCAAUUCAUUGAUGAGGUUUUUGAUAACGAUCCGAAAGCAGGGUUGAUGGUUAAGCAAUGGUUCAUCACAUCAGCAUUUACCAAUAAUAUCCGCUGGAUGCGGGAGUUAAUUAGACAACAUCCCUCAUCUUAACCAGAGUUUCGAUGAUUUUGUGAAAAUUGUCGAAACGGUAUUCAAGAAUGACGAAGUGAAGAAUGUGAAACGUUUGUUUUCUGAUAAAUUUUCCUCAAUAUCCAUUGGUCCUUCCCGUAGUACCUAUUCCGUGUUUCAUAUCCGUCAUGAAAUUUUUUACCUAAAGUUUAUGCAGUGGUGUUCGGUGCAUAAUGGAAAGCCUUCUUUGAAGUUGUGAUCCAACUAAAUUUAUGUACUUACGUGUAAUUCACCAAUCUGUACUUAACCUAUACUUUGU
Molecule: messenger RNA, 2103 nt
Organism: Planococcus citri (citrus mealybug)
Lineage: Eukaryota; Metazoa; Arthropoda; Insecta; Hemiptera; Pseudococcidae
Exons: 2
Coding region: 177-1826 (549 amino acids)
Source: RefSeq, a predicted model, not a curated record